Molecule: messenger RNA, 1053 nt
Organism: Colias croceus (clouded yellow)
Lineage: Eukaryota; Metazoa; Arthropoda; Insecta; Lepidoptera; Pieridae
Exons: 4
Coding region: 103-654 (183 amino acids)
Source: RefSeq, a predicted model, not a curated record
CGUCACGCGUCCGUUUGAAAGUGUCAGUUUGUUUUGAAUUGAAAUUGAACAUAAAAAUUAUUUUACUUUUAAAACUAGUGAUAAUAUAAGAAAACAGAAAUAAUGGAGACUUCCGACAUUGAUAACGAUCCUCAAAGAAUAUUAAAAUCACCGCCACCGCGGCGUCGUUCCACAUUCUUCGAAAGGCGCGACUCUAUAGGUGCGUCUCUUACUAAACUGUCCCAACCCUUAUCAGAAAAUGUACAGGAUGAGGCCAAAAACGACCUAGAAGAGGGAAAUAAAUGUAAUCAAGAACUUGAAAGAUAUUAUGAACUCUUAAAGGGAGAAAAAGAACAAUGGCAAAAAGAGGUAAACCGCAGGAGGAAUGAAUAUCAUGAUCUUAGACUACAAUAUCAAAUAGCAGCAAAAGGCUCGAGCAGAGCAAGGUUAAAUUACUCAGUAUUAAACAGUGAGGAUAUGGAAUUUCUAAAAGCCAAAGUAAAUAUAUCAAAACUAGUGGAGAGCCAGCAAAAGUUGCAGAAAUCAGUCAAACUAACUCAAGCAUUAUACAGAAGAGCAUUAGAACUGGAUGAUGUUGUAUUGCGGACUUGUGAAGACAAAGUAAAACAAAUAACAGAUUAUAUUCUGGAUAAUAGUACUAUUGACUCUGUAUAGUGAGUGUGUGUGCAUCAUUGUAGCACUAUUUAUGUAUGAAAUUGAUGCUGUAAAAUUCAUAGUGCUAGAGUAAUCAAUUCCUGAACAUAUACAUGUAUACUAAACUUUAAGAUAUUAUCAUGUCUUCAAUACAUAUAGAUAUUGUAGAAAGGGAAAUAAGCUUAUUGUAAUUGUAUAUUUAAAUUAACAAUUAAAGAUAAACUGUUUGUUUUGUGUGGUUGUAAAUAAAUAUAUUUUGUGUUACACUAUAGAAGCAAAAUCUUACAAAAGCAAGGAUUAUUAUUGCCAUAUGAAGUAACUUUGUGUUCAAAUUAAUGGAGGAGUGAAUGUAAAUAAUUUAAUGUACAAAAUAAGGUGUAAAUAGAUCUUAACAUAUAAAUAAACUAACAUUAUUUUUAA